AUGGACCGUGGAAAUAUCGGCAAAUUUCUGCUUCUGAAUAGUUCCCAACAUACCGAACAGAAUUCGUUAAUCAUUAUGGAAUAUGCUGGGAAGAAAAACUUGCUGACUGUUAUCAGCGAUCCUUAUAAAAAAAUUUCUUUUAACAGGAAAAUAAGAUUCUGCCAGGACAUAAUCAGUGCGAUAACGUACAUUCACGAUUCUGGAAUAAUGCAUCUGGAUCUAAAGCCAUCAAACGUGAUAGUGACAUCAGACGAUCGCUGCAAACUGGGAGACUUCGGAUGUCGUGAGUCAGUUCAGUACCAAGAUAAAACAACAACCCUCAAGCGGACGAGCUCCCUCGCAGGAACCGCAGCUUACGCUGCACCAGAACUCUUCAACGGCGAAGUGCCGACUCCAAAAGCCGACAUCUAUUCAUUCGCAAUAACAAUGUGGCAAAUGACGAGUCGAAAGAUUCCGUACCACGGCAGAGGUCAGUCCGAGAUCAUCUUCAAGGUUGUCUCUUCGAAUCUACGACCCGAUGAGGUUCAAUGUCACAGCACCUCCAAAUACGAAGACGCCGAAUUUAAAAUGUUGUACGAGAGGGCCUGGAGUGCUGACCCUGACCUUCGACCGACUGCACGAGAGGUCAAAAGUCUCCUAGAUCCGAUGACUUGUUCAGGCUGA
Molecule: messenger RNA, 663 nt
Organism: Helobdella robusta
Lineage: Eukaryota; Metazoa; Annelida; Clitellata; Rhynchobdellida; Glossiphoniidae
Exons: 2
Coding region: 1-663 (220 amino acids)
Biological process (GO): positive regulation of MAPK cascade; signal transduction; negative regulation of metaphase/anaphase transition of meiotic cell cycle
Cellular component (GO): cytoplasm
Molecular function (GO): protein kinase activity; ATP binding
Source: RefSeq, a predicted model, not a curated record